This is a messenger RNA of Tachyglossus aculeatus (Australian echidna), 2865 nucleotides long. It is a transcript of the gene PALS2, whose product is annotated as membrane palmitoylated protein 6. NCBI's taxonomy places the organism in Eukaryota, Metazoa, Chordata, Mammalia, Monotremata, Tachyglossidae. Gene Ontology annotation, molecular function: protein binding. Gene Ontology annotation, cellular component: plasma membrane; cell-cell junction. The record is from RefSeq and is a predicted model, not a curated record. The coding region runs from base 112 to 1719 and encodes 535 amino acids. The transcript is spliced from 13 exons.
CAAUUUUGCCUCCAUCUUUGAGAAAAACUGCAUCAUCUUUGAAAGGUCUUGUACAGCUGUCCCCACUGCUCUGCUCCCUGAGGUGAAGGCUCUCCUCACCAUCUGCACUUGAUGACCCAAUGUGAUGAAAAUGAAGCAUGCAUCACCAUUUUGAGGAGGAAGGAAUCUAUGGCUCAUGAGAGACUGGAAGAUUCUAAAUUGGAAGCAGUCAGUGACAACAACCUGGAGCUAGUGAAUGAAAUUCUAGAAGAUAUCAGUCCUUUGGCAGAUGUGGAUGAAAGUGUCGCAGAAUUGGUCGGAAUUCUCAAAGAGCCUCAUUUUCAGUCCCUCCUAGAGGCCCAUGACAUUGUGGCAUCAAAAUGUUAUGAUUCCCCUCCUUCCAGCCCAGAAAUGAAUAAUUCUUCAGUGAACAACCAGAUAGUUCCAGUGGAUGCCAUUCGCAUUCUUGGUAUUCACAAAAGAGCGGGAGAGCCAUUGGGUGUUACGUUUAGGGUUGAAAAUAACGAUCUGGUAAUUGCCCGAAUUCUUCAUGGAGGAAUGAUAGAUCGACAAGGUCUUCUUCAUGUGGGAGAUAUCAUUAAGGAAGUCAAUGGCCAUGAAGUUGGAAACAAUCCAAAGGAAUUACAGGAACUACUGAAAAGUAUCAGUGGCAGCGUCACACUGAAAAUUCUCCCAAGCUAUAGAGAUACCAUUAUCCCUCAGCAGAGUUGCAUCAGUAUGGAGACGCCUCCAGCACAAGUUUAUCAGGUAUUUGUGAAGUGUCAUUUCGAUUAUAAUCCGUACAAUGAUAACCUGAUACCCUGCAAAGAGGCAGGAUUGACCUUUUCUAAAGGGGAAAUUCUUCAGAUUGUAAACCGGGAAGACUCCAAUUGGUGGCAGGCUAGCCAUGUGAAAGAGGGAGGAAGCGCUGGUCUCAUUCCAAGCCAGUUCCUGGAAGAGAAGAGAAAGGCAUUUGUCAGAAGAGACUGGGACAAUUCAGGACCCUUCUGUGGGACUAUAAGCAGCAAAAAAAAGAAAAAGAUGAUGUACCUCACAACCCGAAAUGCAGAAUUUGACCGCCAUGAAAUCCAGAUAUAUGAGGAGGUGGCCAAAAUGCCUCCCUUUCAGCGAAAGACAUUAGUUUUGAUAGGGGCCCAGGGUGUGGGUCGAAGAAGCUUGAAAAACAGAUUCAUAGUAUUGAAUCCCACUAGGUUUGGAACUACAGUGCCAUUUACUUCACGGAAACCAAGGGAAGAUGAGAAAGAUGGCCAGGCAUAUAAAUUUGUGUCCCGAGCUGAAAUGGAGACAGAUGUAAAAGCCGGCAGGUACCUAGAACAUGGGGAGUAUGAAGGAAACCUGUAUGGCACUAAGAUAGACUCCAUUCUUGAAGUGGUUCAGACGGGAAGAACCUGCAUUCUUGAUGUAAACCCACAGGCUCUAAAAGUAUUGAGAACAUCAGAGUUUAUGCCAUACGUGGUAUUUAUUGCUGCUCCGGAAUUGGAGACAUUGCGUGCCAUGCACAAGGCAGUGGUUGAUGCUGGAAUAACCACCAAGCUUCUAACGGACACUGAUUUGAAGAAAACAGUUGACGAAAGUGCACGGAUCCAAAGAGCAUACAACCACUAUUUUGAUUUGAUCAUCAUCAAUGACAAUCUAGACAAGGCCUUUGAGAAGCUACAGACUGCCAUCGAGAAACUGAGACUGGAACCACAGUGGGUCCCAAUCAGUUGGGUUUACUGAAAGAUAACCAAGAUAUGGUCCGUAAUCCACAAAACUUGUUCAUAGCUGCGAGGAAAAAAAAACAAAAAAAACUUUCUAUUGGGAAGAAUUGGGCAGAGAUGGAAAAUACCUGCUGCACCCAGGCAUUUUCACUCUGUUGAGUCCAAUAAUAGUACACGUCUGAAUUUUUAUAUAAAAUGUGGAAGGGAAAGUGUACUUAAAUAUGUAAUUUAUUUUAAUUUUUCUAACUUUUUACAGAUAACCUUUCUAUUCAUGUCACAUAAGGAAAUGCGUUGAAGCAUUUUCUGUGUUUUGAUUUAAUAACUUUGUCUCUUUUCAUCAAAGAAAUUCUUAAAUCCUUCACUUGAGAAGUUACAUUGGCGUCUUACAUUUUCACUGUGAUAAUGGAUACUUGAAAAAAUUUUGUACAACUGUCAUUCGGUUCAGUGUUCAACUAUUGAAUUAUCAGUAAUUUUUAUCAGAAGAAACACUAAUUCCCGACUCGUCACCUUAAUUUAAUUUCUUACGGGGGCAGAAUUCUCAUAUUUGAUGUCAAGGCCAGCAUGCCACCUUUGUAUCACAUCACCGACUUACUGUUUGCUGAAUUUGGGGAGGGCGAUCUCCGUGAUUUUUAUAUGGCUGUUGAUUCUAAUUUACACAGAUAUACACUGUAGGCCUCCCACUCCCAAAAAUUUAUUUAUUUUUUGAGGAAAGCUACAAAAAAGUGCUAAGCAAUACCUUGCCCUCUUAAGAGGUGGUUUUAUUGGGAACCAACCUUUUUUGUUUCUUACAGUGAGGUUCUUUUGCUGCUGGGGUUGCCACGGGGGAUGGAGAAUGUCUUAGAAUGUCAGGUCUCUCCGAGAAACGAGACUCAGAGCAGGGUUAUUCAUUUUCAUGUGUAAAAAAUUGAUCUUAAAGAAACAUUUCUUUAUAAAGCUUUUUACUACGAUACGCUCACCCUAUGUAUUUUGCAUCCAUGUCUUCAGUUCCUGUGAAAAAUUAAAGGUGGCUCAUCUUUUCCAUUUGGGAAUAUUUGUGAAUGAUCAAAGUGUGGUAAGAAAUGUGAAAUGUUGGGAUAGUUGUGCUAUUCGUUGUGCUGAGAUCCAUAAUGGCUUGUGAAAUUUAAAAGUUGUAAAUUGCUAUAUAUAAAUAGAUGCUAUUUAUACA